UAAUCAGACCAGUUGAAUAAAGCAAACAGCAAAAGAUUUCAGGAACAUUUCCUCAUUACUUUUCAUGAAAAAUCCAUGAAAGCUCACCAUGAAGUUUGUUUUAGUCAGGUUGAGACCAGUACAAAUGUCCGAAGAAGAAAACCAUUAGUGGAAGAACUAAAAGACAAUCCGGUGACCCACGCUCUGAAGUCAGAAUUAGCUAACUUUCAAAAACAUCUGGAAAAAAUGAAGACAUGGUUAAAAAUUGUACUUGGAGUUGCCACUUCUGCUGUGCUUGCCUUAUUGGUGAUGUGCAUUGUCUUACGUCCUUCAAGAGUUCAUAACUCUGAAGGAAGGACAACAAGAGCACUCACACUGAAGGAUAUUUUAAAUGGGACAUUUUCUUAUAAAACAUUUUUUCCAAACUGGAUUUCAGGACAAGAAUAUCUUCAUCAAUCUACAGAUAAUAAUAUAGUAUUUUAUAAUAUUGAAACAGGAGAAUCAUAUACUAUUUUGAGUAAUACCACCAUGAAAAGUGUGAAUGCUUCAAAUUAUGGUUUAUCACCUGAUCGGCAAUUUGCAUAUCUAGAAAGUGAUUAUUCAAAGCUUUGGAGAUACUCUUACACAGCAACGUAUCACAUCUACCACCUUACAAAUGGAGAGUUUAUAAGAAGAAAUGAGCUUCCUCGUCCAAUUCAAUAUUUAUGCUGGUCGCCUGUUGGGAGUAAAUUAGCAUAUGUCUAUCAAAACAAUAUCUAUCUGAAACAAAGACCAGAAGACCCACCUUUUCAAAUAACAUAUAAUGGAAAAGAAAAUAAAAUAUUUAAUGGAAUCCCAGACUGGGUUUAUGAAGAGGAAAUGCUUGCUACAAAAUAUGCUCUCUGGUGGUCUCCUAAUGGAAAAUUUUUGGCAUAUGCAGAAUUUAAUGAUACAGAGAUACCAGUUAUUGCCUAUUCCUAUUAUGGUGAUGAACAAUAUCCUAGAACAAUAAAUAUUCCAUACCCAAAGGCUGGAGCUAAGAAUCCCAUUGUUCGGAUCUUUAUUGUUGAUGCCACUUACCCUGAGCAUGUAGGUCCCAGAGAAGCGCCAGUUCCAGCAAUGAUAGCCUCAAGUGAUUAUUAUUUCAGUUGGCUUACAUGGGUUACUGAUGAGCGAAUAUGUUUGCAGUGGCUGAAAAGAAUCCAGAAUGUUUCAGUCUUAUCUAUAUGUGAUUUCAGGGAAGACUGGAAGACAUGGAGCUGUCCAAAGACCCAGGAACAUAUAGAAGAAAGCAGAACUGGAUGGGCUGGUGGAUUCUUUGUUUCAACACCAGUUUUCAGCUAUGAUGCCAUUUCAUACUACAAAAUAUUUAGCGACAAGAAUGGCUACAAACAUAUUCACUAUAUCAAAGACACUGUGGAAAAUGCUAUUCAAAUUACAAGUGGCAAGUGGGAGGCCAUAAAUAUAUUCAGAGUAACACAGGAUUCACUGUUUUAUUCUAGCAAUGAAUUUGAAGGCUACCCUGGAAGACGAAAUAUCUAUAGAAUUAGCAUUGGAAGCUAUCCUCCAAGCAAGAAGUGCAUUACUUGCCAUCUAAGGAGAAAAAGGUGCCAAUAUUACACAGCAAGUUUCAGCGACUAUGCCAAGUACUACGCACUCGUCUGCUACGGCCCAGGCCUCCCAAUUUCCACCCUUCAUGACGGCCACACUGAUCAAGAAAUUAAAAUCCUGGAAGAAAACAAGGAAUUGGAAAAUGCUUUGAAAAAUAUCCAGCUGCCUAAAGAGGAAAUUAAGAAACUUGAAGUGGAUGAUAUUACUUUAUGGUACAAGAUGAUUCUUCCUCCUCGGUUUGACAGAUCAAAGAAGUAUCCUUUGCUAAUUCAAGUGUAUGGUGGUCCCUGCAGUCAGAGUGUAAGGUCUGUAUUCUCUAUUAGUUGGAUAUCUUAUCUUGCAAGUAAGGAAGGGAUAGUCAUUGCCUUGGUGGAUGGUCGAGGAACAGCUUUCCAAGGUGACAAACUUCUGUAUGCAGUGUAUCGAAAGCUGGGUGUUUAUGAAGUUGAGGACCAGAUCACAGCUGUCAGAAAAUUCAUAGAAAUGGGUUUCAUUGAUGAAAAAAGAAUAGCCAUAUGGGGCUGGGAAAAGGUUCAAAUUUUCAAGUGACACAGGCACACAUCUCCUUCUGUUAUGAGGGUCACAUUUCUGAAUCACCUACCAAUUCCCUGGGGAAGAAAAUUGAUGAGUGCUAAACCUACUCCAGACUCUGCAAUUUGUAUCCCCUUUUGUAUUACUUUAUUUUUCCAUUAAGUUGGGGAGGGGGGCAUGUAAGAUUUUUUAAGACACCAGUGGCUUUUCCUCCUUUGCGCUGCUAUGCCAGAAAUCCUCAAAACAGAAUACGUAACACUACCUUAUACACAGACUCUGGCCAUGUCUUAAACUACUCAAAAGGUUCUUGUGUCCUUCCCUUGCUGUUCUGUUAUGAAAAUAAAUGAGUAAAUAUACAGAUAUAAGUGCUGCCUCACAGGAGUUUUUUGCACGUUGUGGGAAGUAUCUUGCUUUUACUUUUGGGGAAUGAUCUUCUUUUUUGUGUAUUUUUUUAAAGUAAAAAUCCUGUUUUUGCCAUAGCAAGGUCCUGGUUGGAAAAACAUAGAGGGGGAAAAAAAGAAUUUUGCAGAAAAAUUGCAAUUAUAGUAUCUCUUAAACUGCCCACACCAUGUUUGGAUCAGCACACCAAGUAUUUGUAAUUGACUAAGCUGAAAUUGUUGUCAUGUCUGGUGGAGUUUUCUACCAAGAGUGCAAGAUAGACAUUUAAUCUACCCUAUCCAUAUUCCCCAGCUCCCAUCAGUACUUAUUGUGGGUAGAAUUGCUAUACAAAUACCUUAGAGAGUUUAUGAGAGUCAAUCUGGGACUGACUUGUA
This is a messenger RNA of Aethalodelphis obliquidens (Pacific white-sided dolphin), 2873 nucleotides long. RefSeq names its product fibroblast activation protein alpha (gene FAP). Gene Ontology annotation, biological process: proteolysis. Bases 76 to 2118 code for a protein of 680 amino acids. Gene Ontology annotation, molecular function: dipeptidyl-peptidase activity; serine-type endopeptidase activity. The record is from RefSeq and is a predicted model, not a curated record. The transcript has 23 exons. Lineage: Eukaryota; Metazoa; Chordata; Mammalia; Artiodactyla; Delphinidae. Gene Ontology annotation, cellular component: plasma membrane.